CCCCCCUCCUUUGCGUCGCGCGUCAUAUAAACGUCUGACAUCAGAGGAAGAGGAAAGAUGGCGCUGAACAGGAAUCACUCGCAAGGCGGCGGUGUCGUCGUCAACGAUGCCGAGUGCAUUUUAAAGGAGUGCAAAGAUGUGGAGCUUUCAUUCAGUGACAUGACUGCCAAGUCUGACUACUUCAAGGGCACAAAGAAGGGUUUCCUAUAUUUGACCCCUUACAGGAUGAUUUUCCUGUGCAGAGGCAAAGAUCCCAUGCAGUCUUUCAUGAUGCCCUUCUACCUAGUAAAGGGCUGUUCAAUCGAGCAGCCCGUGUUCUCUGCUAACUACAUCAAAGGCAGUAUUGCAGCUGAGGCAGGAGGUGGCUGGGAGGGUCAGGCCAGCUUUAAGCUGGUGUUUAACAGCGGAGGAGCCAUCGAGUUUGGGCAGCUGAUGUUCAAAGUGGCUCAGCAAGCCUCCAGAGGAACCCCAGUGCCGAACGCAGCCUAUGGCUACCAGCCCAUGGCUGACAUGGCCUUUGGCUUUGCCCCACCAAAUGGUCCCUACAUGCCAAACGGGCCCUACAUGGCUAAUGGCCCCUACCCCUACCAGCCCCCACCCAUGAAUGGGGGCUAUGCUGGGCCACCCCCACCCAUGGGCUAUCCUUACGCAGCACACCCCAUGCCUCAAGGAGGUUACCCGACUGCACCCAACAUGGAUAUGUACAUGGCUCCACCCCCUCCCCCCUACCCCGGCCCCCCCACUGCCCCCAUGCUAGACCCAGGACUACCCGGUGGAGCUAAAGCAGUAGAGGCAGCUUCCAGCGCUUACUACAACCCCUGUAACCCUCAUAAUGUCUACAUGCCCAUGGAUCAGCCGCCCCCAUACACACCCGCAGACGAGAAGAAAAAGAACUGAAAUCACUACAGUCGGCCUCCCUCCCCCCCUCCCCC
This is a messenger RNA of Callorhinchus milii (elephant shark), 932 nucleotides long. RefSeq names its product WBP2 N-terminal like (gene wbp2nl). Gene Ontology annotation, molecular function: transcription coactivator activity; chromatin DNA binding. Gene Ontology annotation, biological process: positive regulation of DNA-templated transcription. Gene Ontology annotation, cellular component: nucleus. NCBI's taxonomy places the organism in Eukaryota, Metazoa, Chordata, Chondrichthyes, Chimaeriformes, Callorhinchidae. The transcript is spliced from 8 exons. The record is from RefSeq and is a predicted model, not a curated record. Bases 58 to 897 code for a protein of 279 amino acids.